AUGGCUAGAAUUAGAGUCACCACUGCCCAAAAUGCUCAGACCAAUGCGGACAUCAAGAAGAAGAUCCAAACCCUCGGAGAAGAACUCUCCGCUGCCAUCAAGGCCCAUCAGAAGUCCUCUGACGAUGUGAGAAAAUUUCAACAGCAAAAAGAAGAAUCAAGUGACAACAUGGGACGCCUUUCAUAUGUUAAAGGGAUGACUCGGACAGCUUACGCAGCACUCAAGAAGCAAGUCAAGAAGCAAAGGGAGAUCCACGAGAACAUCGUCAAUCAACUGGAGAAGGCGUUGGAGGUGGAGAAAUCGGCGAAGGAUGCGAUGGAGGAGGCUGAAGCGGAGUGA
This is a messenger RNA of Caenorhabditis briggsae, 339 nucleotides long. The record is from RefSeq and is a predicted model, not a curated record. Lineage: Eukaryota; Metazoa; Nematoda; Chromadorea; Rhabditida; Rhabditidae. The transcript has a single exon. Bases 1 to 339 code for a protein of 112 amino acids.